Molecule: messenger RNA, 214 nt
Organism: Funneliformis caledonium
Lineage: Eukaryota; Fungi; Glomeromycota; Glomeromycetes; Glomerales; Glomeraceae
Source: the annotation of a GenBank genome assembly
UAUUUCGCAAAUUGGUCAGAUAUCAUUACGUUCUACAGUAGAAUGUAUGCAAGUAAUUUAUGAAUUUCUAAUUGGAGAGCCACCACAAAAUUGGAUAACAUUAUCAACAUUGUGCACUUGGCAGCAAGAUAUUUCUACAUUACAUACUAAUGCUCAAAUUCAUCAGGCAAUUAUGGCACCAUCAUUUGGAGUCUUAGUUGACGAAUCUACAUGA